Leptinotarsa decemlineata (Colorado potato beetle) is the source of this 8864-nucleotide messenger RNA. It is a transcript of the gene rhea, whose product is annotated as Talin_middle and talin-RS domain-containing protein rhea. NCBI's taxonomy places the organism in Eukaryota, Metazoa, Arthropoda, Insecta, Coleoptera, Chrysomelidae. Gene Ontology annotation, biological process: cell-cell adhesion; actin cytoskeleton organization. Gene Ontology annotation, cellular component: ruffle; cytoskeleton; focal adhesion. Gene Ontology annotation, molecular function: structural constituent of cytoskeleton; actin filament binding; integrin binding. The record is from RefSeq and is a predicted model, not a curated record.
GUCGCCACUUUCCCCUCAGAGAAUCAGUCGAAAUCUAAAUAAUCGGGGUUGGGCGUGUUACUUCUGUAAAUUGUGGAAAAAAUCAGUCCUUUCGAAAUCAAGAUGGCCUUGUCACUCAAGAUCAACAUACUCGACGGUAACGUUACCAAAACCAUCGUCUUCGAUCCCUCGACGUCGGUACAUGACGCAUGUCGAAUCAUACAGGAAAAGUGCACCGAAGCACAUGGGCAAAUUCUAAAUAUGAAGAAUAUUGAACUUUUUUUGUCUGACGGGGAAUUAUUAAUUUUNGUAUGGCUAGAGCCCGGAAGGAAUUUGGAAUAUUAUAUUCUGAGAAAUGGAGACAUGCUUGAAUAUCGAAAAAAGCUGAGAGCUUUAAGAGUGAAAAUGCUGGAUGGCACCAUAAAAACGAUGAUGGUAGACGACUCGCAAAUAAUAGCGAACCUGAUGGUGGUGAUUUGCACGAAACUAGGCAUCACGAAUCACGACGAAUACUCUCUGGUGCUGGAAGAACCCGAGAACCAAGAGAACGUCGACAAUCGAAACUACGGCACCCUAACUUUGAAAAGGAAGAAGGAGGAACGCGAAAGAGACGUCAAAAUGGACUUACUCCGCAAGAAGCUCCAUACCGAAGACGAGGUGAACUGGUUGGACCCCGCGAAGACUCUGAGGGAGCAAGGGAUCGACGAGAAUGAGACUGUUCUGUUGAAACGGAAAUUUUUCUAUUCGGAUCAGAAUAUUGAUUCCAGAGAUCCGGUACAGCUGAAUUUGCUGUACGUCCAAGCUCGAGACGCUAUUUUGAAUGGAACGCAUCCCAUCACCCAGGACAUGGCGUGCGAAUUUGCAGGGAUACAGUGCCAGAUUCAGUUCGGGGAUCACGUCGACACGAAGCAUAAGCCAGGAUUUUUAGACUUGAAAGAAUUCCUGCCCCAAUCCUACACGAAAACCAAAGGAAUCGAAAAGAAAAUCUUCAGUGAACACAAAAAGAACCAAGGCCUCACUGAACUAGACGCCAAAGUGAAGUACACGAAGAAGGCCCGCUCUCUCAGCACGUAUGGCGUCACUUUCUUCCUCGUCAAAGAAAAAAUGAAGGCGAAAAAUAAGCUGGUCCCCAGAUUAUUGGGCGUAACCAAAGAUUCGGUGAUGCGUCUCGACGAGAAAACUAAGGAGAUACUAGAGACGUGGCCCUUGACGCAGGUCAGGCGUUGGGGGGCAAGUCCGAACACGUUCACUUUGGAUUUCGGUGACUAUUCCACGUCUUACUACUCCGUACAGACGCCUGAUGGGGAGCAGAUCCAGCAGAUCAUCGCCGGGUACAUCGAUAUCAUUCUGAAGAAGAAGCAAGCCAAGGAUCAUUUCGGAAUCGAUGGCAACGAAGGGUCCACCAUGUUCGAAGAAAGUGUUGAGCCUCACAACUAUACCAUAUUGCAGCAUAAAACCGAUCAGAAGAUGAUGCCAAACACUGAAUCAUUGUCAAUGCCGGGCAUAUGGAGACCAGGCGAUGGUGAGAAAUCGUUCAGUACGGGUAUAAUGGGUGGCGCACAAAGUACCACUAUAAGUCAACCUGUCAGUGUGGUUCAUGUUCCUCCAGCGUCUACCAACGUUCAACAAACAAAACUGACCUCAAUCCUGACCGAACCGCAACGAGGGCUCAUAUCCACCAUUUCCGCCACCCAGACUAGGAUAAAAGAGUCCGAAAUCGAACUGCAAGGCAAAGUUACCAUCCCGGAACUCGGUACCGACCCAGCUGCCAAGAAAUGGAAGAAGAUGACCCUCGACACUAGGAAGCAGAAUGUCGGUUCACAAAUAGCUGCAAUGAGCGCUGCGACAGCCCAAGUCGUCACACUAACUUCCGGUCCCCAAGACGAGGUUGACCACACGGCAGUUGGGGCGGCCAUUACAACUAUUGGAAGCAAUUUGCCGGAAAUGACGAAGGAUGUGAAAAUCAUUGCAGCGCUUAUGGACGAUGACAACAUGGGAGAGAAGUUACUAGAUGCUACGAGGCAACUGUGUUCUGCGUUCUCUGAUCUACUCAGAGUGGCAGAACCUGAAUCUAAGGAGCCGCGCCAAAAUCUCUUGAGUGCCGCUUCCCGGGUCGGUGAAGCCAGUACCCAAGUGCUCGCCACCAUCUCUGAAGAAACUGUAGAAAGCAAAGAACUUCAAGACAUGCUCCUGUCGCUAGCCAAAGCCGUUGCCAAUACUACAGCCGCACUCGUUCUGAAGGCUAAGAACAUUUCUUCCACUUGCGAGGAUCAGCAUGUUCAGAACAGGGUGAUAGGAGCAGCGACGCAGUGUGCCUUGGCCACGUCACAGCUGGUUGCCUGCGCUAAGGUAGUGGCUCCGACUUUGCAUUCACCUGCAUGUCAGGAGCAACUCAAAACCGCAAUAAGAGAGGUGGCCAAUGCCGUAGAGAAUCUAGUUGUUAUAUGCAAUGAAUCAUGCUCGAAUGAAGAUUUGAACGGACAGUUGAAAAAUGCCGCUGCUGAUGUUACCAGGACUCUCAACGAUCUAUUAAACCACAUGAAAUUAGCUUCCCGACAAAGAGCCCGGGAAACUGUGCAAGAGCACAGCGUUGAAGAAAUUUAUACUGCUACUGAUAAACUCUCUGCAGCAUCGGGAGACGCGAACGAAAUGGUUCGUCAAGCCAGGCUUCUGGGUCAAGCAACUGCUCAGCUCAUUCAGAGCAUCAAAGGUGAAGCUGAAAAGCUCCCCGACUCGGACAUACAGCGUCGUCUUCUGGCUGCCGCAAAAACCCUAGCAGACGCCACCGCUAAGAUGGUCGAGGCCGCUCGUCAGUGUGCCAGCAACCCUCACGACGUCAACUACCAAGACAUGCUACGACGCACAGCGGAAGACCUUAGAGAUGUCACCGUCGUAGCCGCAACUACGCCUGCUCUCCGGGCCAAGCUAGUCGAUAGGGUUCAAGUCUGCGCCAGGAAGGCUGUUUCCUCUGCCACUCAGUGCAUCACCGCGGCGCAAGCCAGUCAUUCUCACAAUACGAACAUAGCAACUAGAGAGGCGCUUUCGCAAGAUACCCAAGAGUUGGCUGAGACGAUACCGCUAUUGGUGGAGUCUAUCAAAGCUAACGGGGAGAAUCCCGAGGAUACGAACGGCCAGGUUGAGCUUAUGUAUGUCGCCGAAGUGUUCUUGCAUCCUGCGUCUCAAGUCGUGCAAUCGUCGAGAUCUGUACUGCCCACUUUGACCGACCACCAGAUCAGAAGCCAGUUGUCAUCAACUAGCCAGAAACUCAAUACAGAAUUAAGCGAGUUACAUAGCGCUAUAAGUCGAGCUAAACCUGCUUGCCAAGGCUUAGGACUGGACGCAGCCAAUCAACUGAUCGCAGAUCUCCAAGAGGAACUCGAUGAAUUCGAGAGGGCCGUGCAGGCUCACAAAAUGCGUCCAUUACCAGACGACACACCCGAAAGAGGCGCCCAACAACUGGCAGCCAGUAGCAAACUUGUGAAUCAAGGGGUCGCCCAAUUGUUGAGCGCUGCAGCUCAAGGCAAUGAGAUGUACACUUCCCAAGCAGCGCGAGAUACCGCACACAGUCUCAAGAGCCUCACGGGGGCUGUUCGUACGGUUGUUGCUACAACUGAUAAUGUAGAAGUUCAAAGGAAGAUAAUUCAUUCCGGUCAAGAAUUACUAGCUCACUCUGCCGAACUGGUAAUCGAGGCCCAGAAAAGUCUAAAAUCGGUUGGCGUCACUCCCGGACUGCAGAAAGCAGCGAAGAACAUUGGGCAGGCUUUGAACGCAACUAUUGGAUGUCUUCCUGGACAAAGGGAUGUCGACACUGCCAUUACCAACAUUAUAGAAUGGUCGUCGGUAAUAAACACCAAUAACUUACCGCAAACUGAUAAGAGUUUCGGAGAGCUGCAGCAAGAACUAAACUCAGCUGCUGCUAACUUGAACGAGGCCAGCUCUAGUGUUGUUCAAUCGGUUUACAACCCUGUUCAGCUGUCUUCGUCUUCAAAGGAUUUCGCCGCAGCAUACCACGACCUGUUAACGGUAUCCGCUGAAAUGGCAGGACAAACCCCCGAUACCAGUGUUAGAGGUGAGAUGGUUCAUUCUCUCAAAAACGUUUCGACAACUUCUAGCGCGUUGCUGACCACUGCAAAAUCCCUCUCCGCUGAUCCCAAUCUUCCCAAUGGUAAAAACCAAUUAGCGGCCGCCGCACGUGCCGUAACGGAAAGCAUCAAUUUCCUCGUCAAUAUUUGUACUUCCGCCGCACCCGGCCAAAACGAAUGCGACAAUGCAAUCAGGAAAGUCAAGGCCAUGCAGUACCUUUUGGACAACCCCACGGAACCGAUCAACGAAUCUUCUUACUAUGAGGCUCUGGAUACGGUAAUCGAAAAGAGUAAGAUGUUAGGAGAGGGGUUGACCGGCAUUACCGCAAGUGCAAAAGCAUCGGAUCACGAGAAAUUCGCCGAACACGUGAAGGGUUUCACAAACGCCAUCUGCUCCUUGGUUGAGACGUCUGCCCAGACAGCAUAUUUGAUUGGUGUAUCAGAUCCAUCUAGCAUUGCUGGGCGUCCUGGGCUAGUAGACCAAGCGCAGUUCGCCAGAGCUUCACAGGCCAUACAGCAAGGCUGCGCUGCUCUUUCAUCAUCAGUAAGUCCCCAGAAACAGGUUCUGGAAGCUGCCACCCUAAUAGCUAAACACACUAGCGCUCUCUGCAACUCAUGCAGGGUAGCCAGUUCUAAAACGUCGAAUCCUGUUGCUAAAAGGCAGUUUGUUCAGAGUGCAAAAGCCGUUGCAAACAGUACUGCUGCUCUUGUAAAAGAGAUCAAAGCUCUCGAUGCUAAUUACUCUGAAGAAAACAGAAGGAGAUGCGCUGAAGCGACUAGGCCUUUGUUGGAUGCUGUCGAAAAUCUGUGCGUUUAUGCCAGUUCCAGCGAGUUUGUUUCUAUCCCCGCAAAAAUAUCGCAGCAGGCGCUCCAAGCGCAGAAGCCUAUCAUUGAGUCAGGGCGCAGACUCAUCGAUUCAUCCUGUGCGGUGAUAAACGCAACGAAAAAUCUCAUCAUCAUGCCAAAGGAUCCGUCUACCUGGCAACAAUUCGCUGCGAGUUCUAAGAACGUUUCAGAUUCCAUGAAACAACUCGUAGUUAACAUUCGUAACGAAGCACCAGGAAGGAACGAAUGUGAGCAAGCAGCGCAGAUUAUAACUAAUCACCUGAAGUCUUUAGAUGCGGCAUACAUGGAUGCGGUUUCUCAGUCUUUGAAGCCGCAGAGAUCUACUGCUCUACCAAUAUACAGUCAACAAGUUGAAAGGUCUGCUGCCGGAUUAUUGGAUACUAUCGAACCUUUAAGACAUGCUGCAAAGUUCGAAGCUGAGAAUAUCGGUCAUGGUAUUAACCAAUUGAUUCAAUUCUUCGAGCCUCUUGUUGAGAGUACCAUAGGCGCUGCCUCCAAUAUGACGAAUUCCAAACAGCAGGAACAACUUUUAGAUCAAGCCAAAUCUGUGGCAGAGUCCGCUCUACAACUGGUAUAUUGCACGAAGGAUUGCGGCGGAAAUCCCAAGGCCUUGAACAUCCACCCUGAAAUCGACGAAUCAGCAAACUCCACCCGCGAUACUUUAAAAGAACUCGUUGCAAACCUCGAAGCCAUCUCUACUCAGAGUGGAAUCGUAUCGGGAGUGGUGGACAACCUGACCCGCGCGAUGACUCGUCUAACGGACAAUCGGGCUUCGCUUAUCAUCUCGGAUAGCGAUCUCGGAUUCGUAGAUUAUCAGACACGCAUGGUGGACUGCGCGAAAGCUAUAGCCAAGAUCGCCGGAGAGAUCUCGACCAAAGCUGCGACAGACACUCACAAUAUAGCUCAACUGUCGGCUAAUCUAUCGCAUAAGUACGCGCAACUAUCCAACGAUAGCAUUGGUGCAGCAGCAGCUGCUACUAAUGGUGACGUUGCCAUAAAACUAAAGGAAGUCGUCCAACAACUUGGAGGGGCUUGUGUCGAGUUGGUGCAAGCCGGAGGUCAAUGUUUGGUCCAAAAGGACGACAUUAUUCUGCGUGAAGUCGGCGAGUGUUCCCGUAACGUAUCUGAAAAGGUCUCCAGAGUUCUGGCAACUCUCCAGUCUGGCUCCAGAGGCACGCAAGCGUGUAUCAACGCUGCAUCGACGGUUUCCGGUAUAAUUGGUGAUCUGGAAACUACUAUCAUGUUCGCCACUGCAGGCAAUCUGAAUCCAGAGAACGAGCAGGAAUCGUUUGCGGAUCAUCGGGAGAAUAUUUUGAAAACUGCGAAGGCCUUGGUAGAAGAUACAAAGACUCUCGUUGCUGGUGCAGCUUCGUCCCAGGAACAACUUGCUGUCGCUGCCCAGAAUUCCGUUAAAACGAUAGUGGAUCUUGCCGAAGUGGUGAAAUUCGGAGCAGCAAGUUUGGGCGCCGACAAUCCAGAUUCGCAGGUUAUGUUGAUAAAUGCUGUGCGAGACGUAGCAAGUGCCCUUGGCGACCUCAUCCAAGCUACCAAGGCCGCUAGUGGAAAACCCAUAAACGAUCCUGCAAUGGCCCAUCUGAAGGACAGUGCUAAGGUUAUGGUCACAAAUGUAACGUCUCUACUGAAAACGGUGAAGGCUGUAGAAGACGAACAUACAAGGGGCACCAGGGCUUUAGAAUCCACCGUAGAAGCUAUUGGACAGGAAAUGAGAGCUAUCUACUCUGCUGAUGGCUAUAAGCAAGGCGUGACAGCUGAAGAGAUGAUCCGUUGCACUAAAUCCAUCACCACUGCCACUGCCAAAUGCGUUUCGGCCGGUAUCAGCAACAAGCAGGAUGACAUCAUCGCCGCGGCCAACUUGUCGCGAAAAUCCAUCUCCAGCAUGCUGAUAAUUUGCAAGGGAGCUGCUUACAGCUUGGCAGAGACUGAAGAAUUGAGACGAGAAACAUUGAAUACUGGUCAUGAAUGCGCCAAGCAAUUCAGAGAACUGCUGUUGCUCAUCUUACAAGGGAAUGGAUCUGCGGACGUUAAACAGAUGCUGCCUGCGGCAUCGAGGAAGAUAGCUCAGAGCGUUACAGAUCUGCUCACCCUAGCCAAGAAAUUGAAAGGUUCCGAUUUUGUGGAUCCAGAAGAUCCGACUGUGAUUGCGGAGAAUGAACUUCUAGGAGCAGCCGCCUCUAUUGAUGCCGCUGCCAAGAAGCUGGCCAGUCUGCAGCCGAGGCAAACCGUAAAGACCCAUGAUGUAGACGAGACACUGAACUUUGAUGAAAUGAUCAUAGACGCGGCCAAAUCCAUAGCUGCAGCCACUUCGGCUUUAGUUAAAGCGGCCAGUGCUGCCCAAAGAGAACUAAUCGAUGCCGGCAAGGUUUCCGGUACCCCCGUAUCUUCUUCCGAUGACGGUCAGUGGUCUGAAGGACUCAUCUCAGCUGCGCGAUUGGUUGCCUCCGCAACACAUACCUUGGUUGAGAGUGCUAAUGCCCUAGUACAAGGAUUUGCCAGUGAAGAAAAACUCAUCGCUUCCGCGAAACAGGUCGCCAGCUCGACUGCGCAGCUUUUGGUGGCUUGCAAGGUCAAGGCAGAGGGAGACACAGAAGAAGCUCGUAACAAGCUGAGUGUUAUCCGUCAAGCCAAAUACAGGCAAAAAGGCAAUGAAACUUCUGGAGAUGAUACCGAUGGUUAUGUUAGCUCUAUUCCAGAUCAAGAUUCAAUGAGGUAUGUCCAAGGCUACGACUCGUCGCACUCCCAUCCCAGUCCCCAACAGAAGUUCUACGCAGACACGUACUCCCAAUUAGAGAGUCCCGAGAAAGUGAAUUCACUAGAGCGCAACAAAAACGUCCUCAAAGCCCAUAUCAAUAGCCUAGAUUCAGCAACGUACGGCGGUACCAACUCUUAUGGACAGGAUUACGGAUCAGCGUUCACCCAAAAUGCCCCGAGGUUUUCCCCCAAAGACAAUUAUACAAGCUCCCCCAGUCACAUGAGGGGGUACGAGCCUUUGAAAACAGAUUCUCCGUUCCAGUCUCCGAAGCACUACUCGGAUGGGUAUUCCAGUUCGGAAUAUGCCACAAAUACAUAUAAGACUCCGGAUGGGUAUAAGUCGAAUACGUUCAAGUAUGAGAGCUAUCACUCGACGCCACAGCCUACUUAUUCCUCCAGUAUAGAGAAAUACUACACCAGCAAACCUGCAGUGACGUCCCCUUUGGAAAAGAAGUCUUUCGAGACUUUCAGGAACGGGAGCAACGCCCAGUAUCAGUCAUCGUUUUCCAGUAACGUGGAGUACAUCAACGAGGCACCGCAACUGAAAAGCGAAGACACUUUGGAGCAGAAAAUGCUCAAAAAGUCGGUGUCACAGCAGAUCAUAGAGAAGAAAACCGUGUCGAUGACCAAAAGUAGUAAACAGGAGUCUUCGACAAGAAGUUUUAGGUUUGAGUGAGUUGGAGGAGUGCAUAAUUUUAGAGAGGAAGCCUCGGAGGAUAUUAAGCUUAAGAGAGGCGAACCUAGCGGAAAGAAAAAACUUUUUUUUUCAAUGCUCGAAUAUAGUUUUCCGAAUGUUAAACUUCUAUUGUAUAUUGUUUUUUCUGUAAGUGUCCUUACUUGCAAUUGGUGCUAUAUAUGUUUCCGCUUUCAACCUUCUACAGUUUAUAACCAAAUAUAUUAGAUCUUAUGUGCCAAUAAUAUUGUAUAAGCUUUUUAGAAAAUAAUCUUUAUGGUUUCUUUCAUUUUAAGUUGUAAAUUUUUAAAAAACAUUGUAUUUAAAUCAUAACUAAGUGCCUAUCCUGAUUAUUUUUGUAGGGUUAUAUUACUUAGUAACAAGACUUAAAACGGUGCCUGAAUCAAAAUAUGCCUUAUAUUGAUGCAAACUUUACACACUAAGUACUAGGAUUGUUUUAUUUGGAUAAUUUUAUCAUAUAUGAAUGACAAAUAAAGAACAUUAUUUAACAUGUA